Molecule: messenger RNA, 585 nt
Organism: Linum trigynum
Lineage: Eukaryota; Viridiplantae; Streptophyta; Magnoliopsida; Malpighiales; Linaceae
Source: the annotation of a GenBank genome assembly
AUGAUCGGAGCAAGCAAGAUCAAGCAGUACUCCAAUGUCCUCGAGAAACCCCUAAGCAAGGGCAAGCAGGAGGUUAGUUUGAGUGCAUUUGCAUUUUUAUUCUCGGAGCUUGUUCAGUAUAACCAGACGCAGGUUGACAACAUUGCUGAAUUAGAGCGAAGGUUGGAGGAUGCUGGAUAUGCUGUUGGGGCUCGAUGCCUAGAACUUCUUUGCCAUAGAGAGAAGGGUAAUCGACGUGAAACACGACUCUUGGGGAUUUUGUCUUUCGUUCACAGCACCGUUUGGAAGGUUUUAUUUGGCAAAGUGGCUGACUCCCUUGAGAAGGGAACUGAACAUGAGGAUGAAUACAUGAUCAGUGAGAAAGAACUCCUUGUCAACAGAUUUAUAUCCAUUCCAAAAGACAUGGGGACUUUUAACUGUGGGGCUUUUGUUGCUGGAAUAGUGAGGGGUGUGUUGGAUAGUGCUGGUUUUCCGGCAGUGGUAACGGCUCAUUUUGUUCCCAUGGAAGGCCAGCAACGACCUAGGACGACUAUUUUGAUAAAAUUUGCGGAGGAGGUGCUAAGAAGAGAAGCAAGGCUAGGCUAA